Messenger RNA from Thelazia callipaeda (thelaziosis nematode), 729 nucleotides. Lineage: Eukaryota; Metazoa; Nematoda; Chromadorea; Rhabditida; Thelaziidae. The record is from the annotation of a GenBank genome assembly.
AUGGCUUCUAAAAGCGAUGAUUAUCAAAUGGUUAAACGAGGUCGAAUGAAAUUCAAAGGAAAUAAGUCACUAAUAACUAGUGAAGUUGAUCUUCAUGGUGGUAUAAAUAUAUGUAUUGAGUGUAGUACCACACCUGGGAUGUACUUAGCUGCUAUGGAUAACGGUCGAUUUACGAUUGGCGAACCUCACGUAACAGGUGAAGGGCCUAAUCCAGAGGAGAUAUUUACAUUAAUAAAAACGCCAGAUGAUGAGCUGAUCAGUAUGAAAACAGGUUUUGGAAAAUAUAUUGGUGUGGAUUCGGAAGGAAAUCUUAUUGCUAUGGCUGAUGCUGUUGGCACCAGAGAACGGAUGAUUGUUGUUUUUCAAGACGGGAAAACAGCAAUACAGUCCGCCUCGAAUAAUCUUUUCUUAAGCAUGAAGCCUGACAUUAAAGGAUAUGUAAGUGUCGUCAGUCGUAAGGCUCAGGAUAAUGAAAUGAUUAAUCUAAGAACCGAUGUUAAAAAAGAAAAACAUACUGAUUGGCUCAAUGAAGAUGAUAAGAGGUCAGCGGUGGAAUGUGAAACGAGCUACAUAAGAAUGUUCCAACAUUCGAAAGUUGCUACAAAAGGAAAAUAUAUAAAUAUCGAUUUGAAUGAUAAGGAAUCUGUGCGUCGUGCUCAGGAAGAAGGUAACUUACAUGAGCUUCUACUGGAACGACGAGUCAAAACAAAAAGUGACAAAUAUUGCUAG